This is a messenger RNA of [Candida] anglica, 1617 nucleotides long. The record is from the annotation of a GenBank genome assembly. NCBI's taxonomy places the organism in Eukaryota, Fungi, Ascomycota, Pichiomycetes, Serinales, Debaryomycetaceae.
AUGAGUGAUUAUACCAUGUCUGAAUCUAAAUACACCCUCAAGACUUCCGUGGGUGAUUUCACAGGAGCAGAGUUGAGGAACUCUGUUACUGGCGAACCCCAAACAUAUCUUUACAGUCAAAUUCCAUAUGCGGAAUCUUUUUCUGGAGAAAACAGAUGGGAAAAGCCUGUUCAACUCCCUAGUGAUCAUGAUUAUACGGGGGAUUACCUGUCAUUUGGCUUUCAGGCACCGCAGCCAAAAAUCGACAAUAAGGAACUUGAAUAUAUUAGUCCAGAUGUUCCUUCGAGUGAAGACAUAAAUUAUGUGAACAUUUGGGUUCCAUCUGGAACACCUCCACCUGGUGGAUAUCCUGUUUUCAUAUAUAUACAUGGUGGGUGGCUUCAGUAUGGAGACCCCAAUAAGUUUGAAAAUCCUCGUGAGCUUCACGGGAGUCAUGGAUUGAUGAAGUACAUUAUUGUCAACCCAGGAUACAGGUUGAAUGUAUUAGGUUUCUUCGCCAGUACGGAGCUUCAAAAGCUUAAUCCAGGGAAUACUAAUCUUGGAUUUUGGGAUCAACGUGCCGCAAUUGAAUGGGUAUAUCAAAAUAUUACAUACUUUGGUGGUAACCCUGAAAAAAUUACUGUUGGUGGACUUAGUGCAGGGAGUUAUUCUACCUUCUUCCAGUUGGCGUAUGAAUUGUACAACCCCAAAGUGUCCCAAAUCAUUAAGCAGGUGGUUCAUUUCUCGAACGCAUUGUUGGUACAACCAAAGGCGAUCAAAGAAGUGGAUGAGCAAUAUGAAGAAUUACUCACAUUAUUGGACAUCCCAUUAAGCUUAACUCCAGAAGAGAAACUUUCUCACUUAAGAAACGUUUCGGCGGAUAAAUUGAUGGAGGUACUCCCAACUAUGAAACAGCAUACUUUUAGGGCUGUUUCUGACAAUAUUUUCAUUGCAAAUACAUUACUUCUGGAUUUGAAAAGUGGGAAAUUUAGUAAACUUCUUUUACAGAAGAAAAAUUUCAAUAUAGUUAUUGGAGAGGUUGCAAAUGAGCCAUAUUUGUAUUCUGUAUUGGACACUCCUACGUCUCAAGAAGAAUUGAUCGUCCAGUUAGAAAACUAUUACCCUACUGCUGCAGUCAAGGAAAUGAUCAAGCUUUACCCUACAGUUCCUAAUUCUUUACCAGAAGUUGAAUAUCAUGAACAAUUGCGUCAACUUUUUGGAACAAUUGUUGCAGAUGGGCAAGUUUAUGCUUCAUCUAGAGGUUACGUUAAGAAUUUGGUAAAUAAUGGAUUCCCUAAAGAAAGAAUUUUUCGAUACAAGGUCUCAUAUAGACCAAAGUACUUAGACCAAUUAUUGGACCCAUAUCAUGGAGUUAUUCAUGGUAUGGAUCAAAAGGUUUGGUUCCUCGGUAUUGGGGCUACAGAAGAGGAAAAGCGUUUGAUUGAGACAUUUAUUUUCCCGUUCAAUGAAAUUUUGGGCUUUGCAGAUCCCAAAAAGAUCAAUUGGGGAACCUUGACAGAAAAGCAAUACCGGUCGAUUUCUCCAACCGGAGAAACAAGUGUAAUUAAGGAUGACGAUUGGCAAUGGGGUACUAGUGUGGCAGAAACGGUCAUUACCGCACAAUUACAUAGUAGUUAA